Messenger RNA from Brachypodium distachyon (stiff brome), 3630 nucleotides. RefSeq lists its product as uncharacterized. Bases 249 to 3140 code for a protein of 963 amino acids. Gene Ontology annotation, molecular function: phosphoprotein phosphatase activity. The record is from RefSeq and is a predicted model, not a curated record. NCBI's taxonomy places the organism in Eukaryota, Viridiplantae, Streptophyta, Magnoliopsida, Poales, Poaceae. The transcript has 7 exons.
GAAACAGGGCACUCGCUUGCUCGAACUCCAAUACCCCGCCGCCGCCGCCACCAAAUCCACCUCGCGCGCGCGCUCUGACGUGCUUGCCUGCGGGCGGUGGCGCUGCUCUUCCUGCUCCGCUCUUCUCCUCCAUUCGUAUCCUCGUGUCCGUAUAAGCGAGGCGGUGGCGGGGCGCCGAUCGAUGCGCGCUCGCUCGGUGACCUAGUGCAGUGUAGCUCGCGCGGAGGAUCUCAAGAGUCUGGAUCGGCAUGGGGAAGAAGAGCAAGCAGCGGCCGGAAGGCGACGGGGACUCCUCCUCGGCCGCCGCCCAAGCCACGGAGGCGCCCGAGCCGCCGCGGGAGCAGGCCGUUGCCGAUUCGGCCGCGGCGUCGAAGAAGAAGAGCAGGCGGCUGCGGGCCGGUGACUCCGACACCCAAGCCACGGAGGCGCCCGAGUCGCGGGAGCAGGACGCCGCAGCCGCCGCGGUGGCCACUGCCGAUUCGGCCCCGCCGUCGAGGAAGAAGAGCAGGCGGCUGCGGGGCGGGGACGCGUCGGAGGCGGUUCCCGCCGCCGCAUCCCCGGCUGGCGCCGAUUCAGGGAUGGGGUCACCGGAGGCUGAAGGGAAGAAGCAUAAGCACAAGAAACGGAAGAAGAAUAAGCAGGCCCAAUCCCCAUCGGAUUCCGAUGCUGUUGCUGCGAGUAAAUCUGUGAAUGACUGCACUGAUGGGGAGGGUGCUCUAGGAGAUGUAGGAGUUAGUAUAAAUCCAAUAAAUGGAGAGGAUUCAGGCUUUCCUGAGGCGAACCUUGGAGAGGAGGGCACAAAUGAGAGGAAGAAAUUUAAGGUCAAGAAACGGAAGAAGGACAAGAAGGAGACAUCCCUUGCUGCAGCAGAUGGAGGGGAUGGUGCGCCGGGAGAUGAUGAAGCUAGUAUGAGAUCCAGAAAUGGAGAAGAUACAGACCAUCCUGUGGUAAGCAUUGCAGACAAGGAGGCACUGGAGAUGAAUGUGAGUAAGUCCACGAGACGGAGGAAGAACAAGCAGGCGCGAUCCGCUGCUGCUGUAGCAGAUGCCAGUGAUGUUGCAGCCAGCAAAUCUGGAAUCGACUGCACUGAUGGGGAAGGUGCUCCAGGGGUUACUGAAGUUAGGACGAGUCACGGAAAUGGAGAGAAUCCAGACUGUCCUGAGGUGAACAUAGCAGUGGAAGGGAUACCUGAGAGGAAGAAGAUUAAGCUCAAGAAAAAGAAGAAGACUAGGCAGGAGCAAUCCCAUUCUACUGUCUCAGAUGGUGGUGCUGUUGAGGCAGACAGAUCUGGAAAUGGCUGCACAGAUGGGGAUGAGGCUUCAGGUGAUGCUGAGGUUAGUAUGAGCACCAGAAAUGAAGAGGACCCAGACAGUCCUGAGGUGAACAUUGCAGAGAGAGGGACACCUGAGAGGAAGAAGAUUAAGCUCAUGAAACAGAAGAAGAAUAGGCAGGAGCGAUUCCGUUCUGCUGUGUCUGAUGGUGGUGCUGUUGAGUCAGACAGAUCUGGAAAUGGCUGCGUGGAUGGGGAUGGGGCUUCAGGUGAUGCUGAGGUUAGUAUGAGCACCAGAAAUGAAGAGGGCCCAGACCGUUCCGAGGUAAACAUUGCAGAGAAUGGGACAGAAGAGAGAAAGAAGCCAAAGUCCAAGAAACUGAAGAAUAAUAAGGAGCGAUCCCCUUCUGUUGUACUGGAUGCUGGUGCUGUUGCCGCAGAUGAAUCUGGAAAUGGUCGUAUGAUACGCAGAAACGGAGAGGAUGCAGAUUGUGCUGAGGCAAACAUCACAGAGCAAGGGACAUCAGAUAUGAAGAAGCCUAAGCUCAAGAAACGGAAGAAGAACAGGCAGGAGCAAUCCCCUACUACCGUUUCGGAUGUCGGUGAUGUUGUUGCGGGUAAGUCAGGAUAUGGCAGCACAAAUGCGGAAACUGCAUCACGAGAUGCUGAGGUAACCAUCACUGAAGAUUUGGUGGAGGUAAAUAAAGACUACUCUCAGGAACCUAAGAUCAAAAAGCGGAAGAAAAAUAAGCAGGAGGAAUCUAAUUGUGCUGUACCAGAUACCGGUGCUGUUGUGGCAGAUAAAUCUGCAAAAGGCUGCACAGAUGGGGAAGGAGCACAAGAAGACUCUGAAGAACGAGACCAUCUCAAGGUAAACAUAGGUGAAGAUUUGGUGGAGGAAAAUAAUGGGAAUCAAGAAAACUCUAAAAAGCCUAAGCAGAAGAAAAGGAAAAUAAAGAACAGUAAUCAGGUAGACGUUACUGAGGCACCCUCAGUGGAUGUUGUUAAAUCUGAGGUUAUUGCAAAUAAUGUCUCAUUGGCAUUGGUUCACGAUGUCAAAACAAAUGCAAUGGCCAAGGAUGAUUGCCUGCAUGCAAGGAGGGACACGUCAGUUAUUAUUUCCAUGACCUCCACUUCACAAGGAAAUCAUAGAGGGAAGGUUCAGGACAUCUACUCACCAAGAGGGUCACUUGUAAGGUUUCAGAGGAAAAAACUUCUUAUACUUGAUCUUAAUGGUCUACUUGCGGAUAUCAAUCAAGACCACCGCAACGCUCACUUGUCACACGCAAAGGUUCGAGGCAAAUUAGUCUUCAAAAGGCCUUACUAUGAUGAUUUUCUGAGAUUUUGCUUCCAGAACUUUGAGCUAGGGGUAUGGUCGUCAAGAAUGAAAGCAAAUGUGGAUACAGUUGUCAAUAUCCUUAUGAGGGAUCUAAGACGGCACCUUCUAUUCUGCUGGGACUUAUCUAAGUGCACUACUACUGGGUAUAAAACUCUUGAAAAUAAACAGAAACCAUUAGUAUUGAAGGAACUAAAGAAAUUAUGGAAUAAAGAGGAGCCUGAUCUUCCAUGGGAGCAAGGGGAAUUUUCACCUUCAAAUACGUUGCUUGUGGAUGAUUCCCCUUACAAGGCUCUGCGCAAUCCGCCACACACUGCCAUUUUUCCUCACCCCUACAGCUAUCGUAACAAGAAGGAUAAUUCAUUGGGACCAGGUGGAGAUCUUCGUGUGUAUCUGGAGAACCUUGCUGCUGCAGAUGAUGUUCAGCAUUACGUUCAGGAGCACCCGUUUGGUCAACCUUUCAUUACAGAGAGUGAUCAAAAUUGGAAUUUCUAUGUGAAAAUACAUGAGAAACUGGAGAAGACCAUAGCUUGAUGGUCCUGAGAUUUCAUGCCCAUCAGCUAGAGCUUUGGGUGGAUUCUUGUUGCAUGGCAGGAAUUUUUGACUCCCAAGUUUUGUUUGUUCACUUGGCACGACUACUUGUAGGCUAGUUUAGUACUAGUUGCAUAGAGCAAAUGGACAGGGUGUACUGUUGAUUCCAGCAAUUUUGAUACUUAUUUCUUGUUCGGUCCCUGCUUAACCUGAGCUAGACAGGCUAAGUAGUGUACACAAAGAAGCACCUAAUACUUCUGCACCUGUACUUUAGUUAUACAUGCUACCAUGUGCCAUUAGCCAUUUGUUCCCCUGUAUCAAGGAUAACAGGGUUGUUGUAAUAGUUAGUUCCAAUUCAAAAGGGUCUCGUGAACUAUGUUGUAAGGAUGUUGCAAUUUUGUAUGCAAAUGCUGUAAUCUUUUUACAUUUGUUGAACUCGGGUACAUCCAAUGCUAUUGACAAUUGCAGUAAUAACAGAUAUUAUCAGUGCAAA